Molecule: messenger RNA, 876 nt
Organism: Mya arenaria
Lineage: Eukaryota; Metazoa; Mollusca; Bivalvia; Myida; Myidae
Exons: 4
Coding region: 142-738 (198 amino acids)
Source: RefSeq, a predicted model, not a curated record
AUGGAUGCAUUAUGCGACAUACUUGGAAGUGCAGCGUGAAGUUUCAGUAAUGUUUUUACCUUAUCACCUGCACACAAACUUUGCCUGUAUAAAACCUGUGUGCAGUUGAGACAACUCAGUGACUUCACUUAAACAAGAAACAUGCAGGCCUACUGGAUUUGUAUUGUGUUCACUUUUAUGCGCUUGAAUUUCACAUAUGGUCAACACAACUGGACUAUAUGCAAUCCAGAUGUAAACAAUGAUAUCGUAGUCGUGCACGAGCUAGGCAUAUUCCCGAUCACAAUCCGACUUCCGGGACAGUAUAACGUCACGGUUAAUGCCACUAUCGGCAAACGAAUCGACCACCUGAUGAUAGAUGUACAAGUAGGGCUUGAAAACCAUACCACGGGAGAGAUAGAUCUCGUGUAUCCGCUGGAUGACCAGUAUCUGCGAAUAUAUGACGGAUGUCUUCUGAUUAAUAAGCUGCUGUUCGGUGCGGUGGAUGAAGUGAAGUCAGACAUCGACGUCCAGAUAGACCGUCUGUUCAUGGAGGCGAACUCAUACCACGCCGGAUGUCCGCUGCUCCCCGGUCGCAUCACUUUCAGGGACAUAACCAUCAGCCUCCCCGCGGACCUCGUUGAGUUCAACUCAUUACCUAGUGCGCGGUACGUAGUGAACUUCCUGUACCGGUCCGACGCUGGGGCGCUGUUGGGCUGUGUGGACGCCCAUCUCAACUACGGCGGACACGUCAUCGACUAGACACGCACAUGAACUCACAACCACAUCUGCUAUUUCAAUGGUUUCAAGGGCAACCUCGCUAUUGCAAUCGCCCAAUGUCCUUUGUGCAUAUUCUUCUCCCGAACCACUUACUCAAGUUCAUAUAAAUAAUCCUCUGUA